GGAGGUUAGCUUACAAUAUUUUUGAACCUACAACUUGCUGCUGCUGACUGACUUCUCGUAGCUCUUUGCAUCAUACGGUACGACGCAGGUAAAGUUGCCAAUACCUGUAAUGGAUGCCAUGUUUCGGCAAGCUACUGCGGACGGGCAAGGUCUCAAGGAUAAUGACUGUGUAGACUUUUGGGGUACUACCUGUACGGGUAAAACGUCGAUAUUAACCCAUAUUACGGCGCAAACUAUAUUACCCAAAGUCUGGAGAAUCCAAGUUGACGGUCAGCCAAUUGAAGUGGAAUUAAAUGGAAGCGGCCGCUCUGUGGUGUUCAUCGAUCUAGAUUUGCAGUUCAGUGUCAACCGCCUCUAUAGUAUGACUUUGAAUCGUGUCACUGAAGCCAUCAAGGAGUGCUCUCCAAAUGUAAAAGCGAAGCUUAUAGGACAAGACGACGAGAUUCAUAAGCUAGUCCUCAAUAGCCUUGCAAGGUGUCACACGUUUCGCCUUACAACGAUUGGCGAUCUUAGUACUACCAUAUUAGGGAUGCCCCGUUGGCUCCACGAACAUCCUGACGAAAACAUUCAGUACAUUAUGAUAGACUCUAUUUCAUCCGUGCUGUGGGAUAAACGGGACGGGAUAAACAUUCACCAUCAGCUUUACGGAUCACAUGCAAAUAAUUUAUUCAACCAUAUAACAAGCACCCUUCGCAAGCUGCAAUCACAAUGGAACUUUGUAGUAUGUACUACCACAAGAAAAAUUGGUGCUAAUCCAACGGAUGAAAUCCCUCUAUGUUGGUCAAAAUUCUGGACGUUUAGAGUAGAGUUACGGCGUCUCGAUUCCGACCUUGCCAAUCCACUUGCUGAUUAUCAACUUUGCGUUGUUCGAUCAUCGCGUGCUAAUAUACCUAUGGACGCAUUUCAGAAAGGCAUUACUUUUCGUUAUGCUAUCAAAGAUAACGAUAUCAUUUGCAUUUAGUCAAACCGCUUUUUUCUCACAGCGUCGUCUUGUAACCUUUCGACGUAAAAGAGGUGGAAAGCGCACUUGUGGGACACUGGAAUCUCUUAUGAUGUACUUUGAGCAACGAUAAAUUUGAACGGAGCAGAGCAAAAGAGAUCCGUGUCGUACAGUGUUGGUAGAGAGAA
This is a messenger RNA of Umbelopsis ramanniana AG, 1128 nucleotides long. RefSeq lists its product as uncharacterized. Gene Ontology annotation, molecular function: four-way junction DNA binding. NCBI's taxonomy places the organism in Eukaryota, Fungi, Mucoromycota, Umbelopsidomycetes, Umbelopsidales, Umbelopsidaceae. The record is from RefSeq and is a predicted model, not a curated record. Gene Ontology annotation, cellular component: Rad51B-Rad51C-Rad51D-XRCC2 complex; centrosome; replication fork. The coding region runs from base 110 to 961 and encodes 283 amino acids. Gene Ontology annotation, biological process: double-strand break repair via homologous recombination; DNA strand invasion. The transcript has a single exon.